This is a messenger RNA of Rhagoletis zephyria (snowberry fruit fly), 599 nucleotides long. RefSeq names its product ribosomal protein S23 (gene RpS23). Gene Ontology annotation, cellular component: small ribosomal subunit; ribosome. The record is from RefSeq and is a predicted model, not a curated record. Lineage: Eukaryota; Metazoa; Arthropoda; Insecta; Diptera; Tephritidae. Gene Ontology annotation, molecular function: structural constituent of ribosome. Gene Ontology annotation, biological process: translation.
CAAUUUUGAAAGAUGGACACGAUCCGAACGACAGCUCGUUCUUUUAUUUCCGCCAUUGCUUGAGAAAGUUUGGGAAUUAUGGGCAAGCCAAGAGGUCUCCGCACAGCCAGGAAGCAUGUGAACCACCGUCGUGAUCAACGUUGGGCUGAUAAAGAUUACAAAAAGGCCCAUUUGGGUACCAGAUGGAAGGCUAAUCCUUUUGGAGGAGCAUCCCAUGCUAAAGGCAUUGUACUUGAAAAAGUCGGUGUCGAAGCAAAGCAGCCUAACUCUGCCAUUCGUAAGUGCGUGAGAGUGCAGCUCAUUAAAAAUGGCAAGAAAAUUACGGCUUUCGUACCUCGUGACGGUAGCUUGAAUUACAUUGAAGAGAACGAUGAAGUCUUGGUUGCCGGUUUCGGUCGUAAAGGUCACGCUGUCGGUGAUAUUCCCGGUGUACGUUUCAAGGUAGUUAAAGUUGCGAACGUUUCGCUACUUGCACUGUACAAGGAGAAGAAAGAGCGUCCUAGGUCGUAAAUCUUCAACUUGAAAGGAUAAACAUCUGCUUAUAGUUUUUAUGGAAACCAAAAUAAAAAUUGGAUAUUCUAUUCUAUUCUAUGUUGGUU